Messenger RNA from Cercopithifilaria johnstoni, 441 nucleotides. The record is from the annotation of a GenBank genome assembly. NCBI's taxonomy places the organism in Eukaryota, Metazoa, Nematoda, Chromadorea, Rhabditida, Onchocercidae.
AUGUAUGUAUUUGGAGCUGAGGUCCCUAAUGGUGCUAUCAGUGGAGAAAGGGAUGCUGUUUGUAACGUAUUCCAGCUCGCUUGGUUGUUGGCGGUGAUGGUAAGAUAUAAGGUGGUAAUAAUAGUGGUAGUGGUGCUGGUGGUGGUGGCGGUGGUGAAUGAUGGUGGUAGCGGUAGUGAAGUGGAAAGAAAAAAAGGAAUUUUUGUCAUCAUGAAUUGCCUUCGUCGUUGUUAUCAUCAGGUGGGAUUGCUUAAUGAUCCUGCUGCUACUAUUAGUACUACUAAUACUGCUGCUGCUGCUGUUACUAAUAAACAGUAUGACAGCGCGCUGAUGUUCCCUGAAGUGUUUCAUACAUUUUCGCUCCGGAACUUGAUGUUGUCCUCUUCUAUAACUGCAGUGACAGCAGCAGUUCCUGUCAUGACAGCGAUAGGCGAUCGAUGA